GAUGAUAACCUGGUAAAGUGUAUUUUAUAAAAGUUACGAUGUUCUCUUACUGUUGCAUGUUCGAUACGACACAUUUAUUAACAAUUCCUCUGCAAUUUGUAGCAAAUUAUUUUAUCACCAUCAACGACUGAUAUUUUUCUCGGCAUGACUUCUAGUACUGAGAACGCAAGCUUGACUGAAGCUGCUAGUAUCGAAACGCAGCAGCCAUGGCUUACUUUCCUCACUGAACUUGCUUCGAAGCCAAACCGGGAAAAAAUGGUAUCAGAUGUUGUGAACAUGUUAAAAAACUUUCUCCUCUCUGACAGUGAGAAUGCUGCUUCAGAAACUGCCAAGCAAAUAGACAAUUACACGCUCUUUGGCACCCUUACAAGAAGACAUCUUAACUUUGUAUUUCAAACGAUAUACAACCUAGCGGCACUGAUACCAUUCGAAGAUCAAAAGCAGGAGAUGUUGUUGCAGCUCAUCGUUGAGCUUUUGAAAAUGCCGAGGAGAUCGAUCACGCAUCCGGAUGGUAAGGUAAGUUCUCUCCAUGAACAAUCAGGAAGGAUUGAAAUGGACCGGAAGAUUAUAUUGACAUGAUGAUUGGUAGAUGGUCGACGAAGUUCCUAUAUGCUAUGAUAUUAAUAUGGAAAUAAAGCACGAUAUGUGGAAUGCGAGACAUGGUGCGUCGACCACCCAUUUAAUGUUCUUUGAGCUAACACUUUGCCAGUGGAUGAGUUCGAUUUGGAUUAUAAAACUCAAGAUGAAUAUACUCAGGGAUGUAUAGAGUGGAUUAAUCUAUCUAAAUUCUAUGCUCGCUGUAUUGCGGAAGGUCUCGAUGAUCAUGAUGAUAGGGCAUGCAAAUUCCCAGGUUAUGAUAUUCCUGAAGCUUUGGAGCAGCAAUUCGAGUACACGCCUGGAAUAGAUACAGAUUUCAGGGUCAUGGUAGCCACGCAGUAUAUUAUUAUUGCUGGAGAGGAGAUUCGGAAGGAUGAUAUCAAAUGGUGGGAUGAGCAUGCACCGAUCUGGGAAAAGAAUUUGGAGCAAUUGGAGAAUAGUUAUGAAAAUGGGUUUCUGGAAGUUGCUCCUCGUUUUGAGACACCACCUGGAGAGAAAGAACUCAUUGGAACGGGAGAUUUGGGUAUGGAUAUUCUAGGAUCUGUGAAGGAUGCGAGAGAAAAAUUGAAAGAGUUGGGAGAGAGAGCUUCCGAGCAAGAGAGCAAGAAAACUACAGACACCCCGGUUGGUAGUGAAAAUCCAGCAGAGAAGAAUGCAGUAGAGAAGAAUGAUGAGUAAAUCUUCUGGGUUGAUCUGGUGUGUUAAACGAAGCGGGGAUAAGAAAAUCUGGAGUUCAAUGCUUUGGCGAAGAUUUGGAGAAACACUAGCGAUGACUAUUCAAGUAAUUUGAGCUAUUUACAGAACCACCUAUAUGAACA
Sclerotinia trifoliorum is the source of this 1415-nucleotide messenger RNA. Lineage: Eukaryota; Fungi; Ascomycota; Leotiomycetes; Helotiales; Sclerotiniaceae. The record is from the annotation of a GenBank genome assembly.